Messenger RNA from Sinocyclocheilus grahami, 922 nucleotides. It is a transcript of the gene hagh, whose product is annotated as hydroxyacylglutathione hydrolase. Bases 63 to 887 code for a protein of 274 amino acids. NCBI's taxonomy places the organism in Eukaryota, Metazoa, Chordata, Actinopteri, Cypriniformes, Cyprinidae. Gene Ontology annotation, biological process: glutathione metabolic process. Gene Ontology annotation, cellular component: mitochondrion. The record is from RefSeq and is a predicted model, not a curated record. Gene Ontology annotation, molecular function: hydroxyacylglutathione hydrolase activity. The transcript has 8 exons.
UAAACCAGACUUUCUGCUUCCUCCCUGUGCUGACUGCGAUAUCAGACAGCUGAAGUCCUGAUAUGUGGUUCAGGUCACUGGCGGUGGGUGCCUGCACUCUCGGUGUUCUCGGAGCUGUCUCGCAUAAAUUCGUUCCCACAGGCUUGUUUCACUCCGCUCUUAGGAAGUCAUCUCUGGUGGAACAGACAGACAUGAAGGUAGAACUGCUGCCUGCUCUCACCGACAACUACAUGUACCUCCUCAUCGAUGAAGACACGAAGGAAGCAGCCAUAGUCGAUCCAGUAGAGCCUCAGAAAGUUGUAGAUGCGGUCAAAAAGCAUGGUGUGAAGCUCAAAACCGUCCUGACAACUCACCAUCACUGGGAUCAUGCAGGAGGUAAUGAAAAACUGGUAAAGCUCAUGCCAGGACUGACAGUUUAUGGGGGAGAUGACAGAGUGGGAGCUUUAACUCAGAAAGUCACACACCACAACACUUUCAAAGUGGGCUCCCUGAAUGUAAAGUGUUUGUUCACGCCAUGUCACACCAGCGGUCACAUCUGCUAUUUUGUUACAAAAGAAAACAGCACCGAACCACCAGCUGUGUUUACAGGCGAUACUCUGUUCGUGGCCGGCUGUGGAAAGUUUUUUGAGGGUACUGCUGAUGAGAUGUAUAAAGCCCUGAUCGAGGUUUUAGGCCGUCUUCCUCCAGAGACACGUGUGUACUGUGGUCAUGAGUACACCAUCAAUAAUCUGAAGUUUGCUCGGCAUGUUGAACCAAAUAAUGAGGUCAUCCAGAAAAAGUUAGCAUGGGCUAAGGAAAAAUACGAUAACGGAGAGCCAACCAUUCCCUCUACACUGGCUGAUGAGUUCACAUUUAACCCCUUCAUGAGAGUGAGGUAUGUGAAAUAACUCCUAACUAUACAUCAUAUAAACCUUGCACCAUC